AUGGCUUCUGGCAUGGAUGAACGUGAAGUUCAGAAAUCAUACUGGAUUCAGCAUUGUGCGGAUCUCUCUGUCGAGGCAAUGAUGCUCGAUUCCAAAGCUUCCGAUCUCGAUAAGGAAGAAAGACCUGAGGUACUUUCCCUACUUCCAGCAUUUGAAGGAAAAUCAGUUAUCGAGCUUGGAGCUGGUAUUGGAAGAUUUACUGGAGAGUUGGCCCAGAAAGCUGGUCAAUUGGUUGCUGUAGACUUCAUUGAAAGUGCAAUAAAGAAGAAUGAAAGCAUCAAUGGACACUACAAAAAUGUCAAGUUUUUGUGUGCCGAUGUCACAUCUCCAAACAUGCCUAUUUCUGAAGGAUCUGUUGAUGUGAUUUUCUCAAAUUGGUUGCUAAUGUAUCUUUCAGAUAAAGAGGUUGAGAAUUUAGCAGAAAGGAUGAUGAAAUGGUUAAAAGAUGAUGGAUAUAUAUUCUUCCGUGAAUCUUGUUUCCAUCAAUCUGGAGAUUCGAAGAGAAAUUACAAUCCUACUCACUACAGGGAACCCAGAUUUUACACAAAGCUAUUUAAAGAAUGCCAAAUGACUGAUAGUUCUGGGAAUUCCUUUGAACUUUCUCUUGUGGGUUGUAAAUGCAUUGGAGCUUAUGUUCGAAAUAAGAAGAAUCAAAACCAAAUUUGCUGGUUAUGGCAGAAAGUUAGAUCACAUGAUGAUAGAGGGUUCCAGAAGUUCUUAGACAGAGUUGAAUAUAGCGAGAAGAGUAUUUUACGAUAUGAGCAUAUUUAUGGUCGAGGCUUUAUAAGCGCCGGAGGACUUGAAACAACAAAGGAAUUUGUAGCAAAGCUGGGAUUAAAGGCUGGCCAGAAAGUACUGGAUGUUGGUUGUGGUGUUGGUGGAGGCGAUUUCUACAUGGCUGAAAAGUUUGAUGUUGAGGUUGUUGGUGUUGACCUCUCCAUAAAUAUGAUUUCCCGUGCUAUUGAACGUGCCAUCGGACUGAAAUACAAUGUUGAAUUUGAUUGUGUUGAUUGCUCUAAAAAAACAUAUCCUGAGAAGACAUUUGAUGUAAUCUACACUCGUGAUGCUAUGUUACACAUCAAAGACAAACCAACAAUAUUUAGAUCAUUUUACAAGUGGUUGAAACCUGGAGGUCAACUUCUAAUUACUGAUUACUGCAAAAGUGCUGGAAGUCCAUCAUCAGAUUUUGCCGAGUACAUUAAGGAAGGAGGAUAUUAUCUCCAUGAUUUGGAAGAAUAUGAGCAGAUGCUGAAGAACGCUGGAUUUGAUGUCAUUGUUGAGGAUCGAACUGAUCAGUUCGUGAGAACACUACAACAGGAGCUACUUGCUCUCGAGAGCCAGAAGGAUGAAUUUAUCCAUGACCUCAGUGAUGAUGACUACAAUGCAAUUGUGGAGAGAUGGAAGGCGAAGCAGAUCAGGAGUGAACGCGGGGAGCAGAAGUGGGGCUUGUUCACUGCCAAGAAAAUAUGA
This is a messenger RNA of Vicia faba (fava bean), 1470 nucleotides long. The record is from the annotation of a GenBank genome assembly. Lineage: Eukaryota; Viridiplantae; Streptophyta; Magnoliopsida; Fabales; Fabaceae.